UUUUCUAAAGUUUAAUUAUCGUCAAUAUAUUUAAAAUGGUGAAAAUUACACCUGAAUUAAUUAAUGAAUCUCCUCAAUAUUUUAACCCGCUUAAAGAUAGAGAAAUGGAUUUGAGAGGAUUAAAAAUAUCUGUUAUAGAAAAUUUGGGGGCUACCUAUGAUCAGUUUGAUUGCAUGGAUUUUUCAGACAAUGAAAUUAGAAAAUUAGACGGAUUUCCAUUAUUAAAAAGAUUGAAACAUUUAUUAUUAAAUAAUAAUCAUAUUUAUCGUAUAAGUGAAAAUCUAUAUAAAAAUCUUCCAAAUUUACAAACAGUGAUAAUGAGCUCAAAUAAUAUAUCAGAACUAACUGUAAUGGAUGUUCUUAAAAACUUAAAAUAUUUAAAUACAUUGAGCUUGCUAGGAAAUCCAGUUACAAAAAUUUUGAAUUAUCGUUAUUAUACAAUCUACAAACUACCACAGCUUAGACUACUUGAUUUUCAAAAAAUUAAACAAAAGGAAAGAAUAGAAGCGGAAAAGAUGUUUAAAACUUUAGAAUCUAAUAAAAUUGUAAAGGAAAAUGUUUUUACACCCGGAGAAAAAUUACAAUUUGGGGAGACGAAACAAGAUGUCAAAACUAUAUCAAAUAAGAAAAAUAUAAAUGCUAUAAGAGAAGCAAUCGCCAAGGCCUCAAGCUUAGAUGAAAUUGAACAAUUACAGAUUCUCUUGAAUGAAGGAAAACUAUAAAUUUUGAAUAUUUGACGAAUACAUUAUAUUUAUUUGUGAUAUAAAUAUAGUUUUAGUCUAUUUGCUUUGUGUGAUUUUCUGGGAAAACGCCCUUCUCUUUAGUUUCAACUUUUAUUCCAAACUUCCACCCAGAAUCCUUAAAAACAUAUAAAAUAUAUUAUAUAAAAUUUAUUGUUACUAAUUCUUGUUGUGAAUCUAUGACAUAUAUAUAAUCUCCAGGUUCGAACG
This is a messenger RNA of Gordionus sp. m RMFG-2023, 950 nucleotides long. Its product is annotated as U2 small nuclear ribonucleoprotein A'-like. Lineage: Eukaryota; Metazoa; Nematomorpha; Gordioida; Chordodea; Parachordodidae. The transcript has 7 exons. The record is from RefSeq and is a predicted model, not a curated record. Bases 36 to 722 code for a protein of 228 amino acids.